Molecule: messenger RNA, 1005 nt
Organism: Aspergillus udagawae
Lineage: Eukaryota; Fungi; Ascomycota; Eurotiomycetes; Eurotiales; Aspergillaceae
Exons: 2
Coding region: 1-1005 (334 amino acids)
Cellular component (GO): mitochondrion
Source: RefSeq, a predicted model, not a curated record
AUGCCACGGAAUGCCCUCUCCCCAGAUGGCCCCGUCACCAUACCAGGUCCAGCCGCAGAACGGCCCUUGAAAUCGUCAACGACACCGACAACUUCAGCCUCAGCUUCGUCCACAUCAAAAUGGAACACAGACAAGCUAGGCAUGCGCCUCGGCGUAGACGUCGCCAGCGCAAUGACAGCAGGAGCACUAACCUGCCCCGUCAUCACAGUCAUCGACCGAGCCAUCAUCGAAAAAGCCGCCAAGGGCCUCCCCAUCCGCAGCACCCUCGCAUCCUGCUUCCGCUCGAUGCUCACCCACCCCGCGGCCUUCUUCACAAGCACCCCGUUUCUACUCAUCUAUACCCUCUACACCUCGACGUACCUCACCGCCAACGCUAUCGAUACCCUGACCUCCACGCUCCGCGAUAAGCCCUUUGAGACUGUCUUCCCCGGCACGGCCAAGUUCCUGACUACCACGGCUGUGAAUAUGGGGAUAUGCGUGUACAAGGAUGCGCGGUUUGCGAGGAUUUUCGGUGCUGGCAAUAGCGCCCCGUCUACGUCUACGUCUACGACAACCGGGGGAGGAGGAGGAGGAGGAGGAGGCCAAGCGACAUGCCACCCAUCUAGCAGCUCAGCCCUAAAGGUCCCAAAGGUCAGCUACGGACUCUUCUGCCUCCGCGACAGCAUCACCAUCUUCGCGUCGUUUAAUGUCCCCGCGCUGCUUGCGCCGAGCAUCCCGGACUACCUUGCCGCAACGCCCGGCACGAAAUCUGCGCUGGCGCAGUUUACGUGUCCGGCGCUGAUGCAGUUUGUGAGCACGCCGAUGCAUCUGCUUGGUUUGGAUCUGUAUAAUCGGCAGCCUGUUGGUGGGCUGGGGUGGAGGGAGAGGGUGGGCCGGAUCAGGAGGGAUUAUGUGGCGAGUUGUUUUGCGCGGAUGGGCAAGAUUGUUCCUGCUUAUGGGGUUGGUGGGGUGGUCAAUGUUAGGAUGAGGGAUGGGUUGAUGCGGAGCUUGUCUUCUUCCUCUUGA